GCUAAAUUCGUGUUGUGUGUGGUGUGGUGAUUACGGCUUUCUUCUUUGUAUUUUACAGAUGUUGAAUAGAUUCUCUAAUCGUUUUAACAUUGAGGAUUUAUUUGAUGCCAUGCGCCCCGUUCAAGACCAAAGCCGUCGGUUUCGCUCAUCCUAACGUUUGGCAAGAAUGGCCGCGUCGGCCUCUGAAAUAGAAGACUUCUUGAGUGGGCCCCUAGUUUCGUGGCUGAAAUCAUGCCUUCCAAAUCCAGACCUUGUCACAGAAUAUCAAUCCCUCUUCGAUGGCGAUAUCUUGCACCAACUGUACCUUCAGAUAGACCCCGAACCAUCGUUUCACAUCACAAAACUAGCUGGUUUGGAAGACCAAGCUCUUAUACUUGGUCAGAUCAAAAACUUUGAUGCUAUAGUGAAAAAUGUUAAAACAUUGUAUGAGGAAGAACUGGGUAUGACUUUACUUGUUGUCCCAGAGUGUAUUUGUAUGGGGAAAACUCCUGAGUCACGGGAAGGUUUAGAAAAUAUGAAGCUUCUAAUACUACUUCUGUUAGGAGCAGCUGUUCAGUGUCCAAAUAAAGAGUUGUUUAUAACACAAAUCAAGGAGUUGGAUGUGGAACUACAGCACAACAUUGUGGAAUGCAUCAAACAGGUGACCGACAUGCAAACCGUUGUGCUUACACCAGACGCGAUAGACCUUUUUCAGUCGCCGACUCUGUUCAAUCACAUGCGGCGAUUGGCCAAGGAGAGAGACCAUUACUUGUUAAACUGGGCCUCUUUGGUCCUGAACGAGGGUUUGUGCGACACUGAUAACGAGAACAAGCAAGCAAAGAGUCGCUCGACGCAGAAUGUCAAUCAGAAUAAUGGGGAGAGUCAACAUCUGGCAGUGGAAUUGGCUGAUUGGAAGGCGCGACUGCGAAAGCAAAGACAGGAAUUGGAAGAAAAAUCAGAGCAAUUGUCAGAAUGUCGUGAGGAACUGGAACACACUAAACUGGUCUUGAACAAACUUCGGGCCGACAGUCAGGAAUGGUUCAACGAAGCGAGGAAAUCUGCAGGAUACAGAGAUGAAGUUGAUGCACUCAGGGAGAAAGCAGAAAGAUGUGAUAGAUUAGAGCAGGAGAUGCAACGCUACCGCGAUCGUCUCGCUGAUGCGGAGUAUUAUAAGACAAGAGUAAUGGAGCUGAGAGAAGACAAUAAAGCACUAAUGGAAACCAGAGAUGCCUUAGAGGAACAAUUGCAAAGGGCGCGGAAGCGGGCAGAACAAUGCCUGACAUUGGAAGCCGCCAUGAUUAAGUUGAAAAGAGAAGCCAAUGAUAUAGCUUUGGAAAGGGAUGCAGAUCAACAAAAGAUUCAGGAGCUUAUUGAAGAAAAUAAUCAUUUACAGUAUAUUACUAAAUCUGUACUUAGUGAGAGCAACAAUAGCAACUUAGAUACUGAUAAUGAAUGCGAGAGCACUCUAGAAUCUGGUGAAAAUAGUUUAUCUGAGCAACUCACAAGCAAUGCACAAGCAAGGGCCCUAAAACUUGAAUUAGAAAACAAAAGGUUAUUGUCCACCAUUGAUAACUUGAGAGAACAGUCUCUGCUAGAAAGCAGUGAUAAAUUAUUGGAAUUAGAAAAAGAAAAGAAAAAGUUAAGUUUGAAAUGGGAGCAAUUACAAGAGAAUUGUAAUAGGUUAAUGCAACAAAAUUCUGAGUUGGAAGAUGUUUUCAAAAAUGCGUUGGAAGAAAAUAGGAAAUUACAAGACUCAUUGGAUAGUCAAAAAGCAUUUAUAGAUCGGCAGUCUAUUGAUAGAGAAUCAGAGAAAAAUAAACUACAAGACUUUGAAAAGCAUUUAGAGUCUUUGACCAAAGAUAAACAACGAAUUCAAAUGUUAUGCGAUUCGAUACAAAGGAGAGCUGAUGAUUUAGAAAAAACAUUGGAUGCGAGGACGAAAGAAUUAAACAUUUUGAAACCAGAAGCCGAUAAAGUAACAGCAUUAAUAAUACAAACUGAAGAGCUAAAAACUAAAUUAACUUACAGCGAAAAGGAAGCACAUAACCUUCAAAGAGAAGUAAAUAAAUUAAGAGAAGCAAUAGAAGAAAAGGAUGUAAUACUUGAUAAAAUUUCAACAGAAAUUGAGUUGAAGAAAAAAGAAAUAGAAAGACUUACCAGAGAAAUAGAAAUUGGUCAAAACACUAUUCAUAAACUUCAAGAUUUAGAACAAAAAGCUCAAGAAUUAAAAUCGCAAAAGAAAGUAGAUUCUGAAACUAUACAAACAUUACAAAAAGAUUUAAUUUCCGAAAAAGUUAAUUUCGAUAGAUUGAGAAAUUGUAUGGAGAAAAUUGGUAUCAGUGUUUCUGAAAUAAUUUCUAAGGAAGUAAGCGUGGAAGAUUUACUAGAAAAAAUUAUCACAAAUGCUGAUCAUGAAGGUUUAAUAUCAGAAAUAGCUGCUAAAGCCAACUUAAUGAAAUUGGUUCCUUGCAGUUGUGAUGUUAAAGAAAAAUUGGAUGAUAUAAAUGAAAGUUUAGUCAAUCCUCAAAUAGAGCAACUAACUUCAGAUUUAGCAGCAUUGCAAGCUUCUCUAGAAAACAGUCAAGCCGAAAAUGCAAAACUACAAGUAAAUAUUGCCACAUUAAAUUCUCAAAAUGGUUCUCUAAUAUCUCAACAAAUGACCUUACAAUUAGCUAAUAGCCAAUUAGCUGCAGAAAAAGAAGAAGUUAUUAAACAGUUGGACGUGUUGAAAGAUAAACAAGACAAUUUGUUAAGGGAUCAAGUUGCUUUACAGACUCUUCAUGAGCAAUUAAACAGUGAGUAUGAAUUAUUGCUUAGUGAAAGAGAACCAGUGAAAAUUUCUCUUAGAGAUAUAAAGUUAGAAAAUCGAGAAUUGAAAGAAAAAAUAGAAAUAGCUGAAAAAAGAUUGGCAGAUUUUGAAAUGGAAAGAGAAAACUUGAAAAUAGAAUCACGUAAUUUAACAAAUCUCAGGGCUGAACAUUCAAAACUAAAGGACGAUUUCAGAAAUCUAUUUACAGCUAGUGACAGACUGAAAAAUGAGUAUAGAAAUAUGCAAGAAGAAUACAGAAAUCUUAGGAGUGAAGUUACACAACUGAAGUUAAGAAAUACUGAAAUGUCCGGAGAUAUAAAUACUAAGUUAGAAAUAAUAACAAGUAUGGAAUUAGAAAUAAAUAAAACAAAUCAACAUUGUGAAAUGUUGGUGCAAAUGAAUAAAAGCUUAGAUGCUGAUAGGCGAUCUCUGAUGGAUCAUGUAUCUCAACUUCUGACUCAAUACCACGAGUUGCUAGCACAUUCUUUGAAAGACAAACAGCAUUAUCAUGAGGAAGAAAAGAUGUUUGCUGAUAAAGUGAACGCCCUGUGCCGCCAGAAAGAAAAAUUAGAGGAAAAGAUAAUGGAACAUUAUAAAAAGCUCGAUAAUUGUACAACAAAACGCCGCGGCUUUGGCGCUUCGUUUGUCAAAAGAGUUCGUAAGGCUGGUACCGAUUUGAUAAAUAAAGUACCGUCGAGGAAUAAUAAGAGGAUAGACGAUGCGAAUCGUUCCAAAUCGCAGUUGACCUUAGCCGGGUCUGAAUCUGGUGAAUCGGAUCCGGGUAGCCAAGAUAUUGAGAAGGUAUCCAAAACUUCUGACCAAGAUCCCGGAUCUUCAAAUCCGAGCGUGGAAUCGCCUAGGCACAGUUCAGACUCUAGUUUUAGUCGAAGGUUCGAAGAGAAGCUUCUGAAGAAAUCCGACAAUGCCGAUAUUAGUGGUUCUAUCCCAAGUUUGGACUCAAGGCUGACUAAUGAGAACAGUUUUGUUAGACGGCUAUCGACUACAUCGAUGCAUAGUGGCGGAGGGGACGAUGCACUCAUAAGAGCAUCUUUGAGGAGGCGACCGCAUAAGAAUUUGCCGUCUUCACAUCGCAACAGCUAUCAAGGACUGGAAGGCGACACGGGACUGCCAGCAGUGAGUACGCCUUCUCCGGUAUUCGGCACGGCCGGCACUCGGCGCACCGUAUACGUGGCUGACGACAAUCCCGACGUCACUUUGAACUCCAAGCCGCAGAGCACCCCUAUCAAAGAGAAUCCGACGUAUUUAGUAUACAACCGGAUUUCCACGGUCAUCGGCGACGGCGCGUGUCAAAACAUUAAUAAUAGUUCAAGUGAUCUUCAGAGAAAUGCUUCAGACCACUCGCGCGCAGUCGACGAUAACAUACAAGAUUCUGAGAUACGACACGACAGAAGAGCUCCCAGCCGCAACGAGAAAGAGAGGGAUAAUUCAAAAGAGUCCGCGAUAUGGUACGAAUAUGGUUGUGUGUAAUGAGAUGAUUGGGAAUGCUUAAUCAGACUGAUAAGUUGCCUUGAAUUUUGAUAUCUUUACCGUUUACGGUGUGAUUGAAUUGAUGUGAUUGGAAUGUUGAUAUAUUGGGAGUUAUAUUGAAUAAUAAUGUGAUGGAAUAAUGUAUCGUAAUGACAGUAUUAGCUUGGCAUUUAAUUCGAGUUCUAUUUUUAGACCUGCAAUUUUAGCUAUUUAUCCCUUGACAUAUUUUUUCUAUUUUAUGUGAAAUAGGUUUUGUUCGAUUUAUUGCAUUAUCAACAAAUACAAAUAAUUAAUAAUCUGUUUGUAUUUUCGGCGGAACCAUCAGGUGCAAAGCAUCAGAAUAUGAUUGAUUGCUUGUAGGUAUUCAAAUUGAGUACCUGUUUAUAUAUUGUCCAACCAUUUAUUUUAAUUCAGCCGAUAGUUCAUUUAGUGUCAGGUAAAUAAGUAACGAUAUUGGUAGAUAAAUGAGUUUCAAAAUAUUUAUAAACAUGUAUUUAAAAGUUUAUUUUCUCCAAACGUUAAACAAACGUAGGACGUGACUGCAGCCAGAGCUUUCAAAAACCAAAUGAACAAAUGGACAAGGUACAAUUAUAGCUGAUUUCUUUCGGGUUUCAUGGUCAAUGCAAAUUUGCUGUCAGUUUAAUUUAAAACAAAUCUUACAUUUUUUAACCUAUACGUAAUUAUAUUUUAUAUGUAAAUAGUCAGUACAUGUGUUUGCGCAUGAUGAGAACACUCUCUUUUAUGCUUGUGAUCAUUUACAAUAUCGAUCACAAGUUAUCAAAUCGUUGCUAUUGAGCACUUAGAUGGAACAUCACGAAUGCAAUUAGAAAACAGCUUGACACAAAUAUCUCUCUAUGACGUAAGAAAAUGUAUUUAAAGCUACCCGUUUCAAUUUAAUGACAUUCAUACUCUUUACUCAUAGUACAAUUUAUGACUAAUUGAUAUUAUUUUUAUAAUCAAGUAAAACAAUUACAUGUAUCAUCCGUAUUCAUUAAGAUUUUGCUAAUAUUACCUAUCCUAAUAUCAUAAUAGUCCAAGUAUUUUUGAACUUCCGCCAAUAAACUAUACGAAAGAUCUAUGCUUCAUUAAAUUAAGUUUACGUUCUUUUUGAGGCCUUUUCUUAUGCUUUUUUUUUGACAAGACUGCAUCAUGUUCCGCACCCAUUAUAGUACUGUUAAAAUAUUAAAAUAAAAUAACAGAAAUACCCUACAUGUUAGGAGGGAUCCAUAGGAAUUUUCGUGAAUAUUCCAUACUUAAUCGCGCUUUAGGUUUUUAGUUAUUUACACAGAUAUAACUUUUAUGUUCGCGGUUAUUAUUGUUUUGAUCACGCGAAACUAGUUUAAAUAGGAUCUUAUGAUUUCGAGGCUCACAAUGCAUUGUAAAUAAUAUUAAUAGGUAUUAUACUUACACUUGAUCAUAAAUAAAGACGCCCAGUAAUAUAUUGAGGGGUCCCUUGCCAGUGAUUCUGUGACUUAAUUUUUAAACUAUUUUAAGUUUUAUACCAAUCGAAUUCUACUCAAAGGCAUAAUUAGUACUUGCACAAAUAUUUUUUAUUAUUAUUUAUUUCGUAAAAGUGUUUAAUUAUAAAUUAGUUAUUAAGAUGCGAGUACUUAGUUUGUAAUUUAGUUCAGUACAAAAAAUAAUUAUUAUUAUGGCCUUACGUAUGUUUGAAAUGUAUUUAUACAAUCUCUUAUACUCAUUGUGUUAAUGUAAUAUAAAAUUAAAUAUGUAGUGAUAUUAUUUUCAUUUUCGCUGCAAUUAUUAGUGCCUUAUAUUUAUAACUCUUGUAAGCACCAUUACCAAGACAUUCAGUUUUUUUCAAAAACUAUAUUAUGUGGUACUAAAAUGAUGGUGCUCUUCAGUAUUUUCCAUUUCCUUUAAAAUAUGCAACUGUUAAGUAAAUGUUAAAAUAUGCUUUUAUGACAAUUAGUUUUUUUAAGAUGUUUUUGUCUAUUAAACAUUGUAUUUCUGUACAAUAAUAAAUAGCCUCUCACCGAAUUUAUGUAAAAGCACAUGACCUUAAUACAGGAUAUUUCGAAAUAAAAUCAUAAGAUAAGA
Messenger RNA from Amyelois transitella, 6334 nucleotides. RefSeq names its product protein Daple (gene Girdin). Gene Ontology annotation, molecular function: microtubule binding; dynein light intermediate chain binding. Gene Ontology annotation, cellular component: cytoplasm; centrosome. The coding region runs from base 167 to 4276 and encodes 1369 amino acids. The transcript has 7 exons. The record is from RefSeq and is a predicted model, not a curated record. Gene Ontology annotation, biological process: cytoplasmic microtubule organization; cytoskeleton-dependent intracellular transport. Lineage: Eukaryota; Metazoa; Arthropoda; Insecta; Lepidoptera; Pyralidae.